AUGAGUAUGUCUGAUGAAUGUCAUGAGACAGAAGAGCGUCUUCUUGUCAAGGAACUCAUGUCGCAAUUGAAUAAGAAAUUCUUUUUGCAACAGCGUGGAAAGAAGAAAUUCUUAGAACAUUACGAGCUCGUAACACAACCCUCUCGUCAUUGUUUUAUACCCAUAGAAUUUACGAAGGACAAAUCCUAUGUGCUCAAUGUCAUUCAACAGAACAGGGAAAAUUGUGAAAUGUCUUUUUUGAGAAAUGCCAUUCUUACUUUUCCACGUGAUAGACAAGUUGUUCUUGAAAUUGUAAAACGUAAAGGAUACUUGCUUGAGUAUGCUUGUGAAGAGCUGAGAAAUGAUAAGGAUCUUGUCAUGGAGGCUCUCAAACAGAAUGGUUGUGCCUAUAAAUUUGUUUCUGAAUCUUUGAAGAAUGAAAAGGAAAUAGUUUUAACCUCGGUAAAACAAAUCGAACAUUCAGAGGGUCACUUAUUGUCAAGGGAAUGGAAGAUAGAUAAUGACGUUUUUUUGUGUUCCAUUUGUCCAAAUCGUGCUCACAACUAUUCACAUACCAACUGGAAUCUUGAUUGCAUCAUGCUGUAUUCCACAUUGAGCUCUGAUAAGGAAUUUUACUUGGAUACUGUGCAUAGACAUCCGUCGGCAUUAGAAUUCGCUUCAGAAGACCUCAAGAAUGACAAAGAGUUCAUACUUUCAUGUGUUGCACUAAAUGGAAAAGCACUGCAAUUCGCAUCUCCAAGCUUGAGAAAUGACAAACAAGUGGUUUUUGAGGCAUUGAAACAAAAUAGGUUUUCCCUUUCAUUUGCCUCCAAUGAGAUCAAGAGUGACAAAGCAUUUAUGAUGAAAGCAAUUCUUGAAAAUCAUCAUGUUCGGACUUCGGCCAGUCAAGCUCUACAAUUUGCUUCACAAGAGCUUUGGAACGAACAAGACCUUAUCUUCUCAGCAAAUCCAUCUCAUGUUCUAACAGCGUUUAUGUAUUGGGAAAUAGAAAAUAGUCGUCAGAAACCACAAGCUCAAGUUGCGCUCAGCAUUCGAGAAUUGUACAUGAACAAGUUGAAACAGGACAGGAAUUUUUUAUUACACGCUGUUGCAUUAGAUGGAACAAUGCUAAAACAUGGCUCUGACGAUUUGAAAAACGAUAAGGACAUAGUAUUUGAAGCAAUCAACAACACUGAAGAUGCUUUAAGAUAUGCUUCUGAUUCAUUGAAACACGAUAAGGAAUUUAUGUUGAAGAUUGUGCAACAAAAGCCACGUGUCUUCACAUUGUUUGAAACUAGAAAUUAUUUUGCACCGUUUUUACAAGACAGGGACUUUGUUUUGCGUUUGAUUCGACAACAUCUCACUUGUGUGCUGUUUUAUAUUUCACCCCAGUUGAGACUUGACAGAGAAUUAGUUCUUGAAGCUGUUAGACAAAUUGAUUUUGCAUGGGAUUGUAUUGCAUUUGUCAGUGAUGUCAUGGUAAGGAAAAAAGAUGAGAUUUUCCAUGAUCCAGAAAUUGAAAUGGAAUGUGUGAAACACACUGGAUACGCACGAACGUUCAGUAUGGAGUUGUAUCAGGCUAGAAUGGAUCAUUAUUAUUAUGGUGCUUAUUUGGGAAAUAAGGUCCAUUACUCUGAAUGA
This is a messenger RNA of Naegleria lovaniensis, 1620 nucleotides long. RefSeq lists its product as uncharacterized. Bases 1 to 1620 code for a protein of 539 amino acids. The transcript has a single exon. Lineage: Eukaryota; Heterolobosea; Eutetramitea; Acrasida; Naegleriidae. The record is from RefSeq and is a predicted model, not a curated record.